GAAAUAUUUGGUGGCAAAAAGUGUAAUUUAGGGAAAGUGAAAAAGAGUCGGGAGGGUCAAAACCCUAGACUCCGGCAUAGAAGAAUCAACCAUCCUUUCUCUAAAACUCUCCGAUUUCCCACUCUUCGGUCUUCGCUUCUCCGAUUCCCAUCCUCGAUCUUCUACAGAUAUACCCAGUUUUAUAAGUUCAUGGCUGGGCAGAGGAAUAGUUAUGGUAAACGAAACCAUUCUCAGUCUGAUUAUUCUGAAAAUGGGGGCAACAAACGAAGAAGUCAUGGUGAGGACCGGGACCAGUUUGUCAUAGAUUCAGAAGAUACUGUUUACCGGUAUUUGUGCCCUGUUAAAAAGAUUGGAAGUGUUAUUGGAAGGGGAGGAGAGAUUGUGAAGCAGCUAAGGGUAGAUACUAAAUCAAAGAUUAGGAUUGGAGAAACAGUGCCUGGAUCAGAUGAGCGUGUUAUAACGAUCUAUAGCGCAAGCAACGAGACUAAUUCUUUGGAAGAAAGUAGUGAUUAUGUUUCUCCAGCUCAAGAGGCUUUGUUCAAAAUCCACGAUAGAGUUGUGGCUGAUGACUUUAUGGAUGAGGAUUCUGAAGGAGGAGGUCACCAGGUUACAGCUAGACUUCUUGUACCCUCUGAUCAAAUUGGUUGUAUUAUUGGAAAAGGUGGACAGAUUGUACAGAAUAUUCGCACUGAGACUGGGGCACAGGUCCGCAUUCUUAAGGACGAUCAUUUACCACGUUGUGCUUUGAGUUCUGAUGAACUUGUGCAAAUAUCUGGUGAACCCUUGAUUGUGAAGAAAGCCUUGUACCAGAUUGCAUCACGUUUGCAUGACAAUCCAUCACGAUCUCAGCAUCUACUUGCUUCUGCCAUACCUGGUGUAUAUUCUUCUGGUGGUUCACUUAUGGCUUCUACACAUGGUGCCCCAAUUAUGGGAUUAGCCCCAUUGGUCAGUCCGUAUGGAGGUUAUAAAGGUGACAGUGGUAAUUGGUCCAGGUCUUUAUAUUCAGCUCCAAGGGAAGAUUUAUCUUCAAAAGAGUUUUCUCUUCGACUGAUAUGUCCAACUGAAAAUAUUGGGGGUGUCAUUGGAAAAGGUGGAGCAAUAAUCAAUCAGAUUAGACAGGAGACCAAGGCUGCCAUAAAAGUUGAUAGUUCAGCUACUGAAGGAGAUGAUUGUUUGAUAAAUAUUUCAUCAAAGGAGUUUUUUGAAGACUCAUAUUCUCCCACGCUGGAAGCUGCAUUGCGCUUGCAACCAAGAUGCAGUGAGAAAGUAGAAAGAGAUUCUGGGAUUAUUUCAUUCACAACCCGUCUGCUUGUGCCUACCUCACGAAUUGGUUGCUUAAUUGGUAAAGGUGGAGCUAUCAUUACCGAGUUGAGGAGGCUCACCAAGGCUAAUAUUCGAAUACUGUCAAAGGAAAAUCUCCCCAAGGUUGCCUUGGAAGAUGAUGAAAUGGUGCAGAUAUCUGGGGAUCUUGAUGUUGCCAAGGAGGCUCUUAUACAUAUAGUGACCAGGCUUAGAGCCAACCUUUUUGAUAGAGAAGGUGCUCUCUCAGCCGUUCUGCCUGUUCUGCCGUAUCUUCCUCUGUCAGCUGAUGGUUCAGAUAGUCUAAGCUACGAUGGUAGAGAAGGUAAAAGACAUGGGCGUGGACAUUCAUAUUCAAGUGGUUAUGGGGGUUUCAAUGAUUUGGCUGGUGGUGAUGGUUAUGGAAGCUACAGCGGCUCACAGAUUGGUAGUGGUGGAAGUGGUGGUGGUGGUGGUGGUGGCAGUGCUUAUGGGGCCUAUGGAAAUUUUUCUGUGGGACGAAGUGGUAGUUCAGGGGUUUCUGGACAUGGCAGUGUUUCUCGGAGGAGAAACUAUUCCUAGAUAUGGCGCUCAUUAGCUACAGCUGAGAUUUAUGAAGCCUGAGGGCCAGCCUACUGCCUAAACCUGAAGACCAGAUGAACCAGAGUUUGACAUAUUCAUUGCCCACCUUGAUGCUACCUUUAGAAGAACCAUGCCUGAAGAUCCUGUUGACUCUUAAUUUUAACUUGUCCACAUACCAAGAUGACCAUGCACAAACUCUUGAGCUCCUUAAGAACCUACUAGCUGAAAUGCCUUGGCUUUUUUUCUUGUUUUUCCUGCUCAAAGAUUGAACUAUGAAACCAUGUUGACUUCCGCAUUGGACACUUGUGGAGUUUCGUUUUGUGUGCUUUACUGCUAUAAGAUUUGAUUAGAGUUUGUGAUGUCCUUGAAA
Cucumis melo (muskmelon) is the source of this 2230-nucleotide messenger RNA. Its product is annotated as KH domain-containing protein HEN4. NCBI's taxonomy places the organism in Eukaryota, Viridiplantae, Streptophyta, Magnoliopsida, Cucurbitales, Cucurbitaceae. The transcript is spliced from 8 exons. The record is from RefSeq and is a predicted model, not a curated record. Gene Ontology annotation, biological process: regulation of gene expression. Gene Ontology annotation, cellular component: cytoplasm; nucleus. The coding region runs from base 190 to 1860 and encodes 556 amino acids. Gene Ontology annotation, molecular function: mRNA binding.